AUGUUAGGCCAGGUUAUUGAUGCUCAAGAUGAGUGUGAAGAUGACCGAUCGAAUCUUCUAGACAUCGAGCGGCGUUUGGCAGAUUUUGCAAAAGUUUUAGUUGCGACACCCAGAGAUCACUUGGAACUCUACGUCAUUUCGGAAAUGGAGCGUCGUAUGAACCAAGAGCUCAGAGAGAAAAUUAUACAACGUCUGGUGGAUGAGGCACAAGGGCUGUCCUACGAGCAAAUCCUAGACCGUAUCAACCUCAGAAGUGAUGAUGCUAAAGAUUCCGUUCGCAAUGUCUGGGUUUGGACUAUCUGUUCAGCUGUCCCGCUCUCGUUGCUCCAGUUGCUCGAAGCAGUACCGGUAUUCACGAAUUUGUUUGACGAGAAGCUAGACAGAGAUGGUAUUCGUACACCGCUAAAAGCAACGUUCGGAAGGGGCUAA
Molecule: messenger RNA, 429 nt
Organism: Sclerotinia borealis F-4128
Lineage: Eukaryota; Fungi; Ascomycota; Leotiomycetes; Helotiales; Sclerotiniaceae
Source: the annotation of a GenBank genome assembly